Messenger RNA from Sarcophilus harrisii (Tasmanian devil), 3357 nucleotides. RefSeq names its product L-amino-acid oxidase. The record is from RefSeq and is a predicted model, not a curated record. The coding region runs from base 524 to 2104 and encodes 526 amino acids. Gene Ontology annotation, molecular function: L-amino-acid oxidase activity; polyamine oxidase activity. Gene Ontology annotation, biological process: amino acid catabolic process. NCBI's taxonomy places the organism in Eukaryota, Metazoa, Chordata, Mammalia, Dasyuromorphia, Dasyuridae. The transcript is spliced from 7 exons.
UUAUAUCAAUAUAUACAACAUUAUAUCAGGAAUGGGGAUGGGACUGGGGAAUAGCUGGGUGAAAAGCUGAUGAACAGCUUCAUAUCUAGGACCUUCCAAACAAGUGGUCAAUAGCAUCAUCUCUCUCAUAAACUAUAAAACUAGAAAAUGGCAGGGCUGGGAGAAGAGAAAGGAUUGAAAGUGCUCACUCCUAUGGGACCCUUUAUCAUCAGAAGUCUGAAUGAAGUUUCUCCUUAAAGAGGCUAAUAUCCUCUACCACCAGAAUACUGAAAGAAUCUAAAAAUCUAACAGUGGCUGUUUCCCUCCCUAUCUAUCUAAUAUCUCCUUCCUGUUUCUCAAGACUUAAAGGGAAUGACUGAUUUAAGAGUGGGAGGAGAGAUGUGUAAUUAAACAGGUGGAGAGAAGAGUUCAGAGGAAAGAGAAGGAAGACAAUAUAUUACCAACCUCUGACCCAGUCUCUCAAUGAAGGUGUACAACUUGAACCAUCUAGGAGAACAAGAUUUCCCUCUACAUCCUGAAGACUAUGGACACCUUCUUGAAACUUUGCCUCAUGAGUACAGUAUUGCUGAGCCCCCUCUCCCAGGCUUUUAAUAGUGAGCUGGUAAAAUGCUUUGAUGACCCCCAAUAUGAAGACCUGCUCAGGCUAUUGCGGGAUGGCCUGGGAGCACCCACUAAGAAGAAGAGUGUGGUAGUGAUUGGAGCUGGCAUAGCUGGGCUCACUGCUGCUAAAGUUCUACAGAAUGCUGGCCACCAGGUUACUGUGCUGGAGGCCUCUGGACGAGUAGGUGGGAGAAUUGAGACGCAUCGAGUGCCUGGGGCAGAGUGGUAUGCUGAACUUGGUGCCAUGCGGAUCCCUGCCAACCACAUGCUUUCUCGUGAACUUAUCAGUCAAUUUGGGUUGAAGUUGAAUGAGUUCUCCAGAUAUGAUGACCGAACAUGGGUCCUCAUCAAUGGAGUGCGUCGACGGACUGGUGAGGUACAAGCCAAUCCUGGUCUGCUUGGCUAUCCAGUCCGGUCAGAUGAAAAGGGGAAAACAGCUGACAAAUUGUUUGAUGAAUCCCUGAGGAAGGUAGUAGAAGAAUUGAAAAAGAGCAACUGCAGUCAAAUACUAGAAAAGUAUGAUUCCUUCUCCACUAAGGAAUUUCUAAUUAAAGUGGGAAAUCUGAGCCGAGGUGCAGUGCAGAUGAUUGGAGAUCUUAUGAAUGCUGAUGCUGGUUACUAUGAAGCUUUCACUGAGACAUUAAGAGGAGUUAUUUUCUUCUUCCAGAAUCCCCGGUUUGAGGAAAUUACUGGUGGCUUUGACCAGCUCCCCAAGGCCUUACAUGACUCCCUCCUCCCUGGCACUGUCCAUCUCCACUCACAAGCAAAGAAGGUAGUAAGGGAUGGGGACUACGUCCAUAUUGUCCAUCAGACACCUGACCCCCUUCGACCUCAAGCCCGCCUGACUGCCAACUAUGCUAUCGUGGCCACAACAGCUAAGGCUGCCCGGCUCCUCCACUUUCAGCCACCUCUGUCUCCAGGCAAAGAAGAUGCCCUGCGUUCAAUCCACUACAACAGUGCUACCAAGGUGAUCCUGGCCUGCACCAAGCGCUUCUGGGAGCAGGAUGGUAUUUAUGGUGGGAAGUCUAUAACUGACCGUCCCUCCCGAUUUAUCUACUACCCCAAUCAUGACUUUCCCAAUGGAACAGGAGUCAUCUUGGCCUCCUAUACCCUGGAUGAUGACUCUACUUUCUUUGCUGGCAUGGAUCAAAAGCGGGCAGUGGAUGUAGUGUUAGAAGAUCUGGCUGUCAUCCACAAUCGCCCCAAGGAGGAGCUUCAGGCUUAUUGUCCCUACUCUGUGGUCAAGCGUUGGAACCAAGAUCCUUACUCCAUGGGCUGCUUUGCCUUCUUUACUCCCUACCAAUAUGUAGAUUAUUCCCAAGAACUCUUAAAACCUGAAGGCAGGAUACACUUUGCAGGAGAACACACCACCCUCCCUCAUGGUUGGAUUGACACAGCCAUCAAAUCUGGACUCCGAGCAGCCCAGAAUAUCCAAGAAGCUGUGGGAUUAUUGAAAGACGACAAGGAACCCAGGAAGGAAAGUAGGUUUAAGAGUGAAUUAUAAUCAGUGAAAAAGCACUUACAUUGAUGAGGUAGUAUAGAGUAUUAUAGUGAAAAGAACCUUGACUAAAGGUUUUUAAAUCUUGCCUCUGGCAAUCUAUUUGACCAUAGGCAAGUCACUUAACUUCCUCAAACCGUCCUCACUUUUCUCAUCUGUAAAAUGGAGAUAAUAAUUAUUGUUGAUACCAACCUAAUAGGAUUAUUAUGAUGAUCAAAUAUUAAAAGAUAUUCCUGACCUGCCAUCAGUAGGCCAUACAUAUUCUUAGCUGAUUUCCUAGUCAUAGGGAUGGAUUGAAGAGACCAGCCUACAAGUUGUCUCUCCUUUGAUAAAUGAUGCACAUUUGUGAGAUAGAUGCCUGAAUGACAUCUUCAGCUAAGGAAUAAAAAACAAAGAAAAAUCAGGUGGAUAUCAAAUCCCAAAUCUUGCUCUUAGAAGCUCUGUAUUGUGACCAAUUGAGUUAAUUAUCUCAGUAAUUAAUAAUAGGUAGUUUAAUAAAAAUAUCGAAUUAUAGUUCAUUAAUUACAUUUAAAUGUCAGUUGCACAAAAUGUAUAUUUUAAGGAGAGGACUAAUUGGCCUGAUAUUAGCAUUUGUUAACCAAUAAGUCACAUUUUCAUUUAACAAUAAAUCAAUAACCAAAUUUAAACCUGCUUAAUAUGCUUAAUUAACAACAUAAUAUGCAUUCCAAAAAUUAGGAGACUUUCUGUCUUUCUUGGAGUUAUGUCUAUUGUAUCUACCCUCAUACACGUUCCUUUAUAUGAUCCUCACUGUGGUCUUUCUACCUCUCAUAUCUUGAUACUUGAGCAACUUUUCUUUCCAUGUUGAGAUCCUGAGAGAUGGAGGGACAAACAAUAAAUAGGAACAGGUAAACAGUAGUUUGGAAGAUGGAGGUGAGCUAAUGAGUUGGAGUUAUUUUUAGCAACCCAAUUUUAAUUGUAUCAUUAAUCAGUCCCUCUGGGGACACAAAAAGGUACACAAAAGGGCAGAGGGAAUAAGGAAGGAUAAAAUGUAGAGUGAUUGGUAAUCUACUAGCCAACUCAAAGACCUCUGGAUUUGUUGACAUAGAUAAACCCUGGCAUUCUUUCUCCCACCUUUUGGGUCAAAGUUCAAGCACUUUCCACCACAGGUAUACUCUCUCUAAUCUGUUAAAUCCUUUUAAUGGGAAGCAGGUUGGGGAGACUACAAUUUAUAGCUUUUAAGAUUUAUAUCACUAUCUCAAAGUGGCAGUUUUAUAUAGUACUUUUUCUUCUCUCCUCAA